Chiloscyllium plagiosum (whitespotted bambooshark) is the source of this 4179-nucleotide messenger RNA. Lineage: Eukaryota; Metazoa; Chordata; Chondrichthyes; Orectolobiformes; Hemiscylliidae. The record is from RefSeq and is a predicted model, not a curated record.
GCAGGCGUGGUGACGUCAGAGGGGAUUCGACAUGACGUGUUGCGCGUUGACGUCGGAAGGGUCUUUGCGCUCGCGCUGCUGCCUGGAGACGGGAGGCCGGAGGCGGAGAGACACCGAGGGGCAAGAUAAGAAAAGGGAAAUCUCUAUGGAGCAGGAACAGGACAAGAGCAAACCACGAUCAAAGAGACCAGACAAAGCUUUGUAUGUUCCCAGAGCUCGGCGUCACUUAAGCACGGAGCAGCAGCAAAGUUGUGAUCCCAAUCUAGAGGGAGAAGCCCAAAAGGUGCUCACAAAUACUGUAAUUGCAGCUGUAAGUGUAUUUCCUUCCAAUAACAUGCGAAUGCCUCAUGAGUGGAUCCACACACAAAGCAACUUACUUCAUAAGGAAGAAAGUCAAGGAGAGCACAGCAACAAAAAUUUCAAAAAGAGGCAAACUGUGAACUCUGUUCGAGAAAGGAAGUCAGGUGAAGGAAACAGAUUGGAAUCAAAGCACUUAAAAGAAAAGAAAGCAAUCCAGCAGAAGUGUAGGGCAGGAUCAAACAGUAGUAAAUUGCACAGCAGAGAGAAAGAACUGAUGCAUAAAGAAGCAAUGUCACAAAGAUGUAGUAAUAUUGAUGUAGCAGCAAACAGUUUACUUGAAGUUACCAGCUCAAUUGCUGACAGUAAUGGAGAAGGAAUGAGAUCCAAUCACACAGAAAUCCAAACCCCUGCACAACAGAUUACUGCAAAUAUAUCUAGUGAUGAACAGUCAGAACACAGAAAUGAUGACAGACUCAAUAAUGCAGAUUCUGUUGUAAGUGCACAUAAGACUGAUAUAAACAAAUCUCUCCACCUAAAAGCUGCCUCUGGUGUGAGCAGAAGUUGUGUUUCUGACAGUUUCCUUCAGCCAAAUGAACUGGUAUCCUCUAAAUUAACCAUCUGUAAAUGCUCAGAUGCUGUGAAACAUACUGUAUUAGAAUGCUCAGAAAGUGUAAAUGAGGCACAGAAGAUGGAAAGAAGCAGUAGACAAUAUUCAUGCACUGAAGCAGCUGAACGAGACAGUUCUUACAAGGUAUUUGCUGUGAACAAUGCAACAGAGCAUGAAACUAGGAUAGAUAAUGACUCUUUCUCUCAGGGAACUGAGAAUAUGUUUCUAAAGGAGAACGUUGUUAGUCUACCCACCACUUCAUCUGGAAAUGUAGUCUUCACAAAUCCCCCAAGUUUUGAAUUUGUUGCUCUUUCAACCAUACAAGAAGUGCAACAAGGAACUGAAAAGGCUGGAUCCUUAAUAGAAAAAGACAACACUGCAAUCGACCCAACAGACAGUAAACCUGUCAGCACAGACCGAGAUGCUGAAAUCGGUGUUGUUUUGCAAAGUGUCAACCAAAUCUCACUAGCUUCAGACCAACUACCUACUGGUACAGAUGAAACUGAGUGUGUUAAAGCAGCAGUUCCUGAAGAAUCAGAGGCUGUCACUUGGGAUGCCCUUUUCAAUGAUGAUGGUGAUUGCCUGGAUCCUCAUCUCCUCGAAGAGCUAACCGGUAAUAGCAAGCCCAAGAAGAAUAUUCAGGAUCCUUGUUUCAACUAUUACAACUACCAGCCAGCAGAGCCAGACAUUGAUGAUUCGGAAUUUUCACACAUUGUCGAGAUCUAUGAUUUUCCUGCAGGAUUUAAGACUGAGGAUUUGCUGCGAGCUUUCUCCAUUUAUCAGAAGAAAGGAUUCGAUAUCAAAUGGGUGGAUGACACGCAUGCAUUAGGCUUGUUUUCAAGUGCAAUUGCAGCACGUGAUGCAAUGAGUACCAAGCAUCCAAUGCUGAAGACUCGACCUUUGUCACAAGCAUCUAGAUCAUCGAAGGUCAAGGCUAGAAGCUGUGCAGAAUUUCUCUUACCUGCAAAGGAACGCCCUCAGACAAGUGCCAUGCUCGCUAGAAGGUUGGUCAUUGGAGCACUUGGUGUGAGAAGCAAUCAAACCAAAGCAGAGCGAGAAGCUGAACGUAAAAAGCUGAAGGAAGCAAGGGAGCAGAAACAGCUUGCAGCACAGCAGAUUGAAGAUGCUUGGGAAGGAAGGUAGCCCAAGAAAUUAAAGUGAAUUGGACAGCAGAAAUCAGCAGUGUUCUCUUCACUCUGACCUCCUCAGUAUGAAAGUACCAGAGCCUAUCGCACUGAGAAGAGGCUUGAAUGCAAUGCGUGCUUUAAGACAUAAUGCUUUGUGUUGCAUUAUCUGCACAGGGGAGAUGUUUGAAAGCCUGUGAGAAGAACUGCGCAGCUUAUAAUAGAAAGUCAGCUUGCAAGACCUGCAAGAUGUGUGUAUUUUUGGUGAAGUCACUGUACUACCAUGUGCUGACGAUUCUUUUAAGUCUGUUUUUAAGGCUCUUUCUCUUCUUUAACUUAUCGAACAACUAAUGUAGACCCUUGGACACCAGCUAACAGAUUCUUAAGUAUUUUAAGCAGUAACUUUUAUUCCAGUUCCUUGUGUGUUUUUGUUACACUAAUUUAGUCAGUGCGGAUUGAUAUUUUGAAUCUGACAGCUGGAACUCCUUAAGGAGGAGUUGAAUGGGAAGAGUUGCAGAAUGUCUCUGGUUUACUGGGCCAAUUGGCCUUCCUAACUGGCAAUUCUGAGAGCGCUUGGAAUGUUUUCCCUGUUUCCUUACCUUCUGUUUGGAUGCUGCAGACAAUAUCUUGUCUUUAUGCGGCAUUGGGAAGUUUGUGAUUUCUCCUCCUGGUUUCACCUACCUUCUAUCCCGAAUGUGGAAUGAUCCCAAAUCUGUGGGGUACAGUCAGCAGUGAUCCCUACAUCUAUUCAUAUAUCUCUACUGCCUGCCACCUUUAUCUGCCUUUAGUCAAUAGUUUAAAGUUUUAAAUCUUUUUAAUCGACUUCUUCAGGGAUGUUGUGACACACCUCUGGAGCAGGUAGGUCUUGAACCUGGACUUCCUAUUCCAGAGGUGAGAACAUUAACACUGCACCAUUUGCACUCACUUAAGGUUUCAUAUUUAAACAGUAAAGGCAGCUCAUCUGAUUGCAGUUGAUUGGAAAAUCUAGACUUCUAAAAGCACUCCUGAUGUGUAUCAUUUUCACUUGAAUUUACAUGCCUGGCUUCAACAAACUGUACAAAAAGACAAGUUACUUGGGUUAUCUUUGGAAAUUAACAAUAUUGGAGUUUUUGGUCAACAGUAAUUUGGAAGCGACUCAAUGUGAUAUAAUCUUAAAGAAUCUUGACACAAAAGCAUUAAGUUUUGAAAGCUUUUAGCGAUGACAUUGUGGGGACGUUCAGCAUUUAUGAUAACAUGAUGCAGCAGCUAAACAGUGAGGGCUGAGACAGUACUACCAGUUGAGUUGCUGAGAUAUGAAUCUUGAACAUUUCCUUCCUCUUCCUCCUCAGCCAUUCCAAUAAAAUAACAAACAAGGAGUUGUGAAAGGUGCGAUAUAAAUGCUCGUCAUUAAUUUGAUUCAUACUGCUUAAUUACAUUUUGGGAUAUUAAUGCAUAACUGAAUAGUUUAAUAAUAGAAUUAGACCAUAACAUAAAGGGAAUUCCCCAAACCAGUAUUCCCUCAUAAAACCAAAGUCCUUGUUGACAUUCACUGAUCUCUUCUACUAACUUACUUUCCUUUUUAUUACACAGUGUGAGGGCCCUUAUGGUGCGAUGGUAAGUGCCCUUUCCUCUGAUCCAGGAGACCUGGGUUUCAACUCCCACUUGCUCCAGAUAUAUGUGGUAACAGCUUUGAUCAGGCUGAUUAAAAAUUAUCUACAGAGAGAUGCCACAUACAGUUUAUUUGUCGCAUUGUAGGGAAUCACCCAAGUAAUUUGCAGAAUUGGGAUCAAAAGCUUGAGUUGAUAAUACUUUGAAUUUGUGGUACACGCUCAAGGCCAUUUUUGUACAGUGACCGAGUAAGUCAAUUUAGUUAUUGCUGUGAGAUUUAUUUUUAUAAUCCGUAUUUCUCUGUGAUUCUGUGUACUUUACUGUGAAACUCUAAACAAAGUGUCCUAGGGAAUAGUGUGUUGCUGAAGACAAAUCUAGUCAUUAUUAAGUUAGUGAUGCGAGAACCCAAAGAGACUUCUGUGUGUUUUUAGUAUCUUCACUGGAUCAUCAGCUCAAUACUAAAUUUAAAUUUCAGUCCCUAAUUUGUAAGAUGAAUUGCUGACUGUAAAAUCUGGGGUGUUCUUAAGGUGCCCUUAAAUUAAAUAUACCUAUUUGUAAUUG